UUUCGCACUUCGAGCAUCAGCUGGAGUGCUACUUUCAACCAAGGUCACGUGAGCAAAUUAAAUAUACCAUUAUGCACGAAGUUCGCGGCCUUGAAGUCAUUAUUUCCGGUUGAGCUAAUUUAAAGGACCCGUGGAUUCAAGAUCAUGUGUACUGCGAGUUGAGAGAUAAACUGCGACCCCAGAUAAGAGGUGACCGAACUGCCUCGAAUUCCGUUGCUCGAAUUACACCGCUGGUACAGGGGAGGGCUGCAGCCGACAAGGAACCUGGCAGGACCCUGGCCACGGUCAGCCCGAUACAGUUGGUUGACUCUUCUAUAUGGCCCGCGCAAGGGUGGCCGCGCCGAGGCAGAGCUAAUCGCGUUGUCACCACUCGACUUCCCCUUUAUCCCGCGCCUCGCUAUCACGUUGGAAUGAUUGGCGAAGGGAGAGAACCGAAGAAUCAUCUAGAUGUUGUCGCUCCUCCUCGCACUCGGAUCACUCGAGAUUUCGUCGAAAGACAGGAACUCGCCCUUAGGCACUGCAUUCCCAGGGUAGGUAGUCUCAGAUCAUGGACUACCAACUUCGGCUAUUCUCGGCAGAUGUCGUCCUAUGUCGUCCCACUUUCCUGGGUAGUCCCUUAUGUAACGCCGGAUGACUACUGUGGACUCCCACGUCUGAGGUUAUUCUUGACAUUCUAGCCUGGUCUAGCCCAGUUCGCGCCCACGGUAGUCCAAUCCCAUCUCACCCGGCGCCUAUUCAGCUCCCCGCGCCCUGCGCUCCUCAGUGGCUCCUAUGUAGUACCUUUGAUGACCCAGUGACACUUCGCUCGGACAUCAAUCUGAGAGCACGACUGUUGACAGUGGUAUUACGUAAGGAACAAAUGCCAAGAUGAGACGCUGAGAGAUGAGGGUGUCGGUAUCUGCCAUUGGCUGAUGCUGGUAGUCCACGGUGGUUCAUAGACAGACUACACAGGUAGCCCAGAUAUCGGUCCCGGGCGCCCAUGAUGUGGACCGAUAUAGGUAGCCCACGUGCGUCGACCUGUCUAGCCCAUCAUCGCCCACACUCGGCUACUAAUCGGUCCCACGCGCCCACGUGAGGACUACCUACCCUGGGAAUGCAGUGAGGGUAGACUUCUCUAUGGUCCUCCACCUAGGGGUUGCCAGACAAACCUUGAGCCGGCCUUGCCCAGGAUAAUCGUCUCGCUUUUGAGAGGAUGGCCCAUGUAUUUACACUAUGUCUAAGUUCUCUCAGGAAGAAGUCAGUCCACAGAGUGGGGGUAUCGCAGCACACAAACACAAGCCGCAUCGUGUUAUCGGACGAAACCCCUCACAUAUACUUUAUCGUGCGAAGAGACAUGUACACCAUCAGUGCUGAUAGGUGCUGGCGCGAUGCCAAGUGCACUGGAUCACACAUGCCCGGCGCCAUCACCGGACUGCGUUGUUCCCAAAACGGAAAUCUCAUCCCGAAAAGGAAGGAGGUGAGUUCGUCGUGACGUCGCGUGUCAACAGGACAAGGAAACGGCCGUAUUCGGACGUUUCCUUGUCUGGGGGGGUUUAUCAACUGGAGUGGAGCGUCCCAGUCUUUAUUGUUCUCCCCGAAUUGGAACCAGUCGAGUCACUCAUCCCUCAGCCUCCGAGCCGUUCUCCUGCGAUACCAUCGAUCCAUCAGUCACCACAUAUCAUCGAAGAUGCACUGCAAAUUCCUCGCCACUCUUGUCCUGUCGAUUGUUGCCCUGACUGUCUCCGCGGCACCGAUAUCUGCGGACUCUGUCGACCCGAGUGCUGAGGCUCGCGGGUUUGCACCGAUCCAGCCCAAGUCGACGGUGGUCGAGGAGGAGCGCGGAUUCACCCAAAGCCCUGGCACCUGCCUUCGUCUUUUGGCACUCGAGCUUGCGCUCGUGCACUGUAGCUCUAUUUCGGUCUUCCUUUCCCCUUCGUUCCCUAUACGCCCGGUCGCACACAUCGAAAUACCUGAAGGCCUGCCAAGCUAUCAAACGUCCUCCACACAUCUCAUGUCAGACGCGCUCGUCCAGCCCCCUCCGCUUGACAUUCCACCCACCGUCCCCGCACACUCGUCCAUCGCAACGCACAACGACCUGUCAUUCAAUCUGAACAUCGACCGCGCGUGCCACUGGAUCGCUUUAUCUCUGCAGCCUGCGAGCGCGCAAUCGACUGCUGAGAGGUGGGCAGAGGGGAAGCGGCAAUACAAGGAUGAGGGCCAAUCAGAGAGCCGCAAAGUAGAGCAGAGCGCACAGGGGGGACAUGUGCGACAGAAGAAGGGUCGAUGCAGUUGA
Molecule: messenger RNA, 2272 nt
Organism: Mycena citricolor
Lineage: Eukaryota; Fungi; Basidiomycota; Agaricomycetes; Agaricales; Mycenaceae
Source: the annotation of a GenBank genome assembly